Lontra canadensis (Northern American river otter) is the source of this 1041-nucleotide messenger RNA. It is a transcript of the gene NRL, whose product is annotated as neural retina leucine zipper. Gene Ontology annotation, cellular component: nucleus. The transcript is spliced from 2 exons. Lineage: Eukaryota; Metazoa; Chordata; Mammalia; Carnivora; Mustelidae. Gene Ontology annotation, biological process: regulation of transcription by RNA polymerase II. Gene Ontology annotation, molecular function: RNA polymerase II cis-regulatory region sequence-specific DNA binding; DNA-binding transcription factor activity, RNA polymerase II-specific. The record is from RefSeq and is a predicted model, not a curated record. The coding region runs from base 34 to 747 and encodes 237 amino acids.
UUGCAGGUGCACCCCUCCCAAUCCAGCCCCAGGAUGGCACUGCCUCCCAGCCCCCUGGCUAUGGAAUAUGUCAAUGACUUUGACUUGAUGAAGUUUGAGGUAAAGCGGGAACCCUCUGAGGGGCGAUCUGGCCCCCCAACAGCCUCACUGGGCUCCACACCCUACAGCUCAGUGCCUCCUUCACCCACCUUCAGUGAGCCAGGCAUGGUGGGGCCUACGGAGGGCCCGAGGCCAGGCCUGGAGGAGCUGUACUGGCUGGCCACGUUGCAGCAGCAGCUGGGAGCUGGGGAGGCACUGGGGCUGAGUCCUGAGGAGGCCCUGGAGCUGCUGCAGGGUCAAGGUCCAGUCCCUAUGGAGGGGCCCCACAGCUACUACCCAGGGAGCCCAGAGGAGACAGGGGCCCAACAUGCCCAGCUGGCGGAGCGGUUUUCGGACGCGGCGCUGGUGUCGAUGUCUGUGCGGGAGCUCAACCGGCAGCUGCGAGGCUGCGGGCGCGACGAGGCCCUGCGGCUGAAGCAGAGGCGCCGCACGCUGAAGAACCGAGGUUACGCGCAGGCCUGUCGCUCCAAGCGGCUGCAGCAGCGGCGCGGGCUAGAGGCCGAGCGCGCCCGCCUGGCCGCCCAGCUGGACGCGCUGCGGGCCGAGGUGGCCCGCCUGGCCAGGGAGCGUGACCUCUAUAAGGCUCGCUGUGACCGGCUGACCUCGAGCGGCCCUGGGGCCGGGGACCACGCCCACUUCUUCCUCUGAGCAGCUAGGGGCCUCGGAGUGGUGUCGUAGGAGGGUGGGGGGCACCACCCAGGAGGCCACUGUACCGUUCAUUAGAUGGUUACUGAGCGCCUUCUGGCGCCAGACACUACGUGGUGUGACUAUACAUAAAUAUCCCCGAACUUCCUAGCCCCUCAGGGCAUGCUCCGAGGUUAGAUGCUGGUCAUUUUCUGGGAGAGAAGUCUAAUCACGCAGGCAGCCCAGAGCACCCUCCACUUCCCGUUCCAUCCCCACGUGACCAGGACGCUGCGAUCUGGAGGAGCCAGUGCAGGGCAC